Adineta ricciae is the source of this 1518-nucleotide messenger RNA. The record is from the annotation of a GenBank genome assembly. NCBI's taxonomy places the organism in Eukaryota, Metazoa, Rotifera, Eurotatoria, Adinetida, Adinetidae.
AUGGCUUCCGGUGAUUCUAAAGCAGCUGACAAAGGUCUUCAAGAAAAUCAACAGCAUACAGCAAAUGAAGAAGAUUUUGCUAAAGAUUCUUAUGGUAAUUUACCGUUGAUCCAAUCGAAGGAAAAAAAUGAUCGUCAAUUACUCCCUGUUCGCGAUGUUAAUGAAGCAUUAGCUAAACAAACAAUCUGGGUACGUGGUCGACUUCAUACAAGUCGUGGUAAAGGCAAGCAAUGUUUUUUUGUGAUUCGACAUCAAUCAGCAACCAUACAAGCUGUUCUUUGUGUUAAUGAAAAUGUCAGCAAACCAAUGGUGAAAUUCGUUGCAAAUAUUUCAAAAGAAAGUAUUAUUGAUGUCGAAGGUGAAGUCUCGUUAGCACCAACACCCAUUGAAUCGUGUACACAAAAGAAUGUGGAAUUACAAGUGAAAAAGGUUUUCGUGGUGAGUGCGGCAGAACCUCGUUUACCAUUGUUGGUCGAAGAUGCCAUGCGACCUGAUGAACCAACGGUUGCUGAUGCUCAAGCAGGACCUCAUGUUAAUCAAGACACACGUCUUGAUAAUCGUGUCAUUGAUUUACGUACACCAGCUAAUCAAGCCAUCUAUCGUGUCGAAGCAGGUGUUUGCAAAUUAUUUCGCGAUACACUCGAUGCCAAAGGAUUCGUUGAAAUUCAUACACCAAAGAUCAUUUCAGCGGCAUCGGAAGGCGGUGCUAAUGUUUUUCAAGUGACUUACUUCAAAUCCAAUGCGUAUUUGGCACAAUCACCGCAAUUUUACAAACAAAUGGCUAUUGCUGCUGAUUUUGGUAAAGUGUAUACAAUCGGAGCAGUCUUUCGUGCCGAAGAUUCAAAUACACAUCGACAUUUGACUGAAUUCGUUGGUCUCGAUCUCGAAAUGGCCUUUAGUUACCAUUACCAUGAAGUCGUCGAUACAAUCGGUGAUUUAUUCACUCAAAUCUUUAAAGGUCUUGCUGAACGAUUUGCAACGGAAAUCGCGAUCAUUAACAAACAGUAUCCUUGCGAACCUUUCGAAUUCGUUGAACCUGCUUUACGUCUUGAAUAUAAGGAUGGUGUUGCAUUACUCGCUGAUGCCGGCGUUCAAAUGGGUUCGGAAGAUGAUUUAACAACUGAAAACGAACGUAUUUUGGGUGGCAUCGUUAAAAAGAAAUACCAUACUGAUUUCUAUAUUCUUGACAAAUACCCAUUAGCCGUUCGACCAUUCUACACAAUGCCGGAUCCAAAUAAUCCAAAAUAUUCGAACAGUUACGAUAUGUUCAUCCGUGGUGAAGAAAUUCUUUCCGGUGCCCAACGUGUUCACGAUCCUCAACUAUUACUCGAACGUGUCAAACAUCAUAAGAUCAAUAUCGAUCAAAUUAAAGCUUACAUCGAUGCAUUUCGAUAUGGUUGUCCACCACAUGCUGGUGGAGGUAUUGGUUUAGAACGUGUUCUCAUGCUCUAUUUAGGUUUGGGCAAUGUGCGCAAGACAUCAAUGUUUCCACGUGAUCCCAAACGUGUUACACCAUAA